This is a messenger RNA of Cajanus cajan (pigeon pea), 2439 nucleotides long. RefSeq lists its product as uncharacterized. Gene Ontology annotation, molecular function: protein binding. The record is from RefSeq and is a predicted model, not a curated record. Gene Ontology annotation, cellular component: membrane. Lineage: Eukaryota; Viridiplantae; Streptophyta; Magnoliopsida; Fabales; Fabaceae.
UGUGCAAGCUUUCCUGAAGUUAGACCUUCAUUCCAAGAACCAAAUUUUCCAAUAAAGUGUUUUUUUUUUUUUUUUUUUUUUCCUUUUUGUUUGUUGUUGCUACAGUUCCCUGCAAGAUUGUGGAACCAGUGCAAUCGCAGGUAUGAGCCUUGCAGGUAGUGGAUUAGUUCUAGAACCACUCACAAGAGACAAUUACGAGAACUGGAGUGCUCUUGUGAGGAACUAUCUAAUAGGUGAAGAUCUGUGGGAAGUUGUCGCGUUUGUUUCUGAAGUUAGUGUGAAACCAAAAGCUUUUUCUAAGACUUGGGAGAGGCAGAAUGCGAAGGCUUUGUAUAUCAUUCAGCUAGCAAGUGGAUCAGAGGUUCUUACUCAAAUUAGAGAUCUUGAAACGGCAAAAGAAGCUUGGAACAGAUUGGAAGCAUUAUACAGUUCACAAUUAAAAGCAGACCCAGAUGACGAGCUAGGUAUGGACGAUGGCAGUCUCCUACACAAUAAACCGUUGCACAGAUAUGUGGAGAGCGGUGAGUGGAAUCCUGCAAGAUCAAUCAUCAAUGGGAACUAUGAGGCUAUAUUUUCCACGUCCUCUAUGGGGAGAACUGUUCUUCAUGUUGCUGUAAUUGCCGGGCAUGAACACAUUGUGGAGAAAUUAGUCAAUUUAGGGAGACAUAAAUUACUGAAAAUGCAAGAUAAUUUUGAUUACACUGCUCUUGCUCUCGCUGCUGAUUUAACUGGAAACGUUAACAUUGCAAGGUGCAUGGUUGGAAAUUAUGGAGGUCGAGAUCUUCUAACCAUCAAGACCAAAGACAAUGAAAUUCCUGUUCUUCUUUCUGCUGUUAAAGGUCACAAGGAAAUGACUCGCUAUCUUUACCAGCAAACUCACUUAAACGUAUUCCUCCAUAAUAAUUCACACUACGGAGUUUUGCUUCUUACACAAUGCAUCACUGCCAAAAUAUUUGAUGUAGCUUUGAGUUUAAUCCAUCGUGUUCCACAACUGCCUCUCACCGUUGAAUCCAAUAGUCUACGGCCCUUAUACGCAUUGGCAUGCAUGCCUUCUGCAUUUCCUAGCGGCUGCGAAUUUGGACUUCGACAACAACUCAUUUAUAAUUUUUUAAGAUUAGAAAAAGCAGAGAUAAAGCUGCAAAACUGGUUCCGAAUAAGCCUUCGGAUUGUGCCGGAUGUUACUCAAAUAGAAGACCUAAAUGUUGCUCAACAGGAAGGCAAAGAUAAUACCUCUUUUGCAGGAAGGUUCUAUGCAUUGGCUUUGAAUUUUCCUCCCAUAAAGCUCUUAGGUCUGCUGCUUAUAUCGGUGUAUCUGUUAUUUCAACAUUUUAUACUUUUGAAGUUCUUCACAGGACAUAGGGAAAUAUAUGAACAUAAAAGGACCCACUGUCUAGUUCUUGAAAUAUUGAAGUGCUUGUGCAAAAGAAUUUCAGAUUACAAGGAAUCACAACUCCGGGAGGCUUCAGCGUAUGAUGCCAUGUUGCAGGCAGCAAAGCUUGGAAUUGUUGAGUUCAUAGAUGCAAUGAGGAAAGCUAAUCCUGACCUCUUAUGGGCCAUUGAUAAAAACAAGAGAGACAUAUUUUCGCAUGCAAUUUUGAAUCGUAAAAAAGAUGUCUUCCACCUUAUAAAUGGUUUAAAUAAUGGACGGAAGGAGAUAAUUAAAUGUCGCAAAGACGUCUUUGGCAAUACCCUGUUGCACUUGGCAGCAUAUCUAGGACCUUCCUCUCAUCACAAAUCUGGAGCUGCUCUCCUAAUACAAAGGGAUCUUCAAUGGUUCAAGGCUGUUGAGAAAAUUGUGCAUCCUAAAUGUAAGGAAGAGAAAAAUGCAAAUGGUAAAAGACCCCAUGAGGUAUUUAGUGAAAGUCACGUGGAGAUGGUGAAAACCGGUGAGAAAUGGGCAAAAGACACCGCUAUUUCUUUUACUCUUGUAGGAACUUUCAUAAUUAUAAUCAUGUUUGCUGCGACAUUCACUAUCUCCGGUGGAAACAAUCAAGAAACUGGAGUACCCAUCUUCUUACAUGACCACAUAUUGACCUUGUUUAUUAUAGCAGAUGUAAUAUCUAUCUUUUCCUCUUCCACUUCAGUCCUGGUUUUUCUUGGGAUCCUCGCAUCACGUUAUGCUGAGAAAGAUUUUCUCAAGACAUUGCCAUUGAAGUUAUUUUUCGGCCUUGUGACCCUUUUCUUGUCUAUGGUGGCAAUGAUGGUAGCAAUUUGUGCUUUACUUGUUAUGCUGCUAAAAGAAUAUCAGCGAGUCAUAAUAGCAGCCAUGUCACUCGGAAGUAUUCCAGUUAUUGUCCUAGUACCAUCACUGCUAGGCCUCUUCUUCGACAUUUUCAAUUCAAUAUGUAUGCAACAUAUAUAAAGUGAACGGAACCAAUAACAAGUGCUUAUUAACUGAUCAAAGGCCCUUGGAGUUGAGAACUUCAGUGCUAAAUCAUA